GUCCACAGCUGGCUCAGCCACCGAUCCAUGUACCUUGAAACCUGAAGGCCGACGGAGCCGUCUAUAUAAGCGGCGACCACUGGGGCAUUGGCAAGAGUCACCGACUAAACACACCAUGUACGCUCUGAUUGUCCUGUCCGCCGUUGUGGCUGCCGCUGCUGCCGGCAUUGUGGCCCCCGUAGUCCCCGUGGUUCACGCCGCCCCCCUCGUACACGCUCCUGUAGCCCACAGCUCUGUAUCCGUGGUCAAGACUGCCGUGGUUCACCCCGCUCCCCUCGUCCAUGCCCCUGUAGUCCACCACGCUCCCGUUGUUCCUGUCGUCAAGACCGUACACACCCCUUUGGUGCCCGUAGUCAGGCAUGCCCCCCUUGUCCACGCUGCCCCCGUGGUGCCAGUACUUAGGGCCGCCCCUGUCGUCCACGCUCCCCUCGUCCACGCUCCCGUUGUGCACCAUGCUCCAGUUCUAGUACAUUAAGACUAAUAAAAUAAACAAUAAAUUUUAUUUUUUUAGUUAA
Molecule: messenger RNA, 515 nt
Organism: Homalodisca vitripennis (glassy-winged sharpshooter)
Lineage: Eukaryota; Metazoa; Arthropoda; Insecta; Hemiptera; Cicadellidae
Product: A-kinase anchor protein 14-like
Exons: 2
Coding region: 116-475 (119 amino acids)
Source: RefSeq, a predicted model, not a curated record